AUGAGGAUUCCUCCGAUCAGUGUCAUCUUGGCUUGGCCACGACCGAACUACACGAAUCCGGAGACGAAAGGGCCAGGGUUGAUGAUCAUUGAGUUGGUGUUCUUGCUCAUGGCCUUGACAUGUUUGGGAUUGCGGAUGUAUGUCAGACUUGUCAUGAUCCGCAAGACUUGGUGGGACGACUGGCUUAUGGUGGGAGCCAUGAUAUCGAUGGCAGCGCAGACGCUAUUCCUGUUUGCCUCCGGCCUCUCGAAGCUUUCGAUUCUCUGCAGCUACCUGAGGAUUGCUGCCCCCGGCACUUGGUUCUCCCGCCUCACCUGGGUCACGGGCAUCCUUGUUUUCCUCUUGACGUGGAUCUUUAUGAUCGUCUUAUGGACUCAGUGCGCACCGAUCUGGCACUAUUGGACCCUCUUUGCCGACUGGGGCAACUGCAUCCCAGAAUGGCCCCCGCUGGCCGGCCAAGGCAUCACGACCGUCAUGACCGACAUCGCCGUCUACCUUCUUCCGAUGCCUACACUAUUCAGACUUCAGAUGCCAAUGAUGCAGCGAAUCAGCUUGGCGGCGCUGUUCGGUCUUGGCCUGUUGGUGGUCAUCGCGGGCAUCAUGCGUACGUACUGGGUGCUGUACGUCGAGAUCACUUACGUCGAGGACCCGAGCUACGACCUUACGUGGGAUUCCUACAAUAUCUGGAUCUGGACAGCUCUCGAGGCCAAUUUCGCCAUCAUUUGCGGUUGUGCACCUGCGAUCCGACGAUUGUUCACCAAGGGUGGAAAUCAGAGUCAGUUCAAGGUUGGCAGCUCCGUACAGACAAUUGGCUCCUCGGGGAUGAAGAGAAAGAGGGGCAAAGGGGGCUCAGGAAACGACUUGGAAGGACAUAGGCUCUCAGCCUUCGAGUCAAGGGCGGAUAAUGACAAUGAUAAUGAUGCGUCUGUGACGGAGCUGGUACAUUUGGAGGGGGAGGAUAAGAAGACAUGA
Molecule: messenger RNA, 972 nt
Organism: Colletotrichum chrysophilum
Lineage: Eukaryota; Fungi; Ascomycota; Sordariomycetes; Glomerellales; Glomerellaceae
Exons: 3
Coding region: 1-972 (323 amino acids)
Source: RefSeq, a predicted model, not a curated record